Osmia bicornis bicornis is the source of this 1350-nucleotide messenger RNA. It is a transcript of the gene eIF3m, whose product is annotated as eukaryotic translation initiation factor 3 subunit M. The transcript has 7 exons. Bases 60 to 1235 code for a protein of 391 amino acids. Gene Ontology annotation, biological process: cytoplasmic translational initiation. Gene Ontology annotation, molecular function: translation initiation factor activity. The record is from RefSeq and is a predicted model, not a curated record. Gene Ontology annotation, cellular component: eukaryotic translation initiation factor 3 complex; cytoplasm. Lineage: Eukaryota; Metazoa; Arthropoda; Insecta; Hymenoptera; Megachilidae.
CAUAUAUUUUACUCUUUUUUAAGGUAGUAUUUGCUAGAAACGUGGUGGUACUUAUCAAAAUGCAGGUUCCACCUAUUUUUAUGGAAUUGCCCUUAGAGGAUCAGGCACAAGAACUAAGGGUGUAUUUUAAAAGCUUGGGUGCCGAAAUAAGUGAAGAAAAAUCUCCCAAAGGUAUAGAAGAUGAUUUACACAAAAUUAUUGGUGUGUGUGAAGCUUGUUUCAAAGAAGGAAAUGAAAAUGAAAUAGAAACUGUUUUAAAUGACAUUGUAUCUAUUAUGAUAGUGAUUCCUACUGAAAGGGCUGAAAAUUUAAUAUUAGCAUUUUGUGAAAAGUUAACAAAAGCACCUGGAUAUAAACUUGGAUUAGUAUGUUUAAAAGCGUUAUGGCUAUUGUUUCAAUCUUUGUCAGACGAUUCUCCCAUGAGAUAUCAUGUCUAUUAUCACUUAGUUCAAAUUGCUCGCAAUGUUGAUCAAGUAAAAGCAGUAUAUAGCGGAAUAGAUCAGUUGAAGCAACAAUUUGCAUCAUUUCCACCAUCAAAUGAACAAAUGCAAAAGUUACUUCGGCUACUUCAUGAAGUACUUCUAAGUUGUAAACAAGGGGAACAAGCUGCUGCAGUUAUGGUAGAACUUUUAGGCACUUAUACAGCUGAAAAUGCUUCUGCUGCCAGGGAAGAUGCACAACGUUGUAUUUUAGCUGCACUGGCAGACCCAAAUACAUUCCUACUUGAUCCACUAUUAGCAUUAAAACCUGUAAGGUUCUUAGAAGGAGAACUUAUUCACGAUCUGCUCCUAGUCUUUGUUCAAGACAAAUUACCUGCGUAUCUACAUUUCUAUCAACAUCAUAAGGAAUUUGUAGAACAUCAACUUGGAUUGAAUCAUGAACAAAACAUGAAAAAGAUGAGAUUACUUACAUUCAUGCAAUUGGCAGAAACAAAUCCUGAAAUGUCAUUUGACACAAUUCAAGAAGAAUUGCAAAUUAAUGAGGAUGAAGUAGAAAGUUUUAUUAUUGAUGUAUUAAAGACGAAACUCGUUAGAGCUCGUAUGGAUCAAGCAGGUCGUAAAGUUCUUAUUUCAAGUACCAUGCAUAGAACAUUUGGUCGACCACAAUGGAUGCAAUUACGUGAUUUACUUGCAGCUUGGAAAGCAAACUUAUCUGCUGUGCAAGAGGGGAUGAAAUCUGUAGCCGCUGCACAAAUGGAACUUGCAGCAAAAAAUAAAGCUGCAAUCAAUCAUUAAUAACAUUUAAAUUAUGUUUACAAAAGCCGUAAGCUGCGCAUACAAAUGUCCAUUGCAAACUGAAAUUAUUUAAUUUAUAACCCUGUCUAAAUAAAUAUACGUAUCGUAUACCGCA